Molecule: messenger RNA, 589 nt
Organism: Trachymyrmex cornetzi
Lineage: Eukaryota; Metazoa; Arthropoda; Insecta; Hymenoptera; Formicidae
Gene: RpL21
Product: ribosomal protein L21
Exons: 2
Coding region: 78-557 (159 amino acids)
Biological process (GO): translation
Cellular component (GO): ribosome
Molecular function (GO): structural constituent of ribosome
Source: RefSeq, a predicted model, not a curated record
CUGUGUCGCCCCUCUAGAGUAUCUUUUCUUCUGUGGUAACGACAGUAGACGUGAGUUGUCUAUUUUAACACAUUACCAUGACCAAUUCAAAGGGUUAUAGACGUGGUACAAGGGACUUGUUCUCCCGCAAGUUCCGUAAACAUGGAACUAUUCCCCUGUCUACGUACAUGAAGACUUAUAAAGUCGGCGAUAUCGUGGACAUCAAGGGAAAUGGUGCUGUGCAAAAAGGUAUGCCGUACAAAGUCUAUCAUGGCAAGACUGGCCGUGUGUUCAACGUGACAGCACAUGCCCUGGGAGUGAUUGUAAACAAGAGAGUACGUGGACGUAUCAUUGCCAAGAGGAUUAACGUGCGCAUCGAGCACUUGAGCCAUUCCAAGUGUAGAGAUGAUUUCCUUAAGCGCGUUAAGGAGAACGAGAGGCUCAGGAAGGAGGCAAAGAAGACGAACGUUCGCGUCCAACUCAAAAGACAGCCUGCUGAACCUUCUAAAGCUCACAUUGUGUCAGGACGUGAAGCGCCUAUCUUGCUUGCACCUGUUCCAUAUGAAUUUAUUGCUUAAAAUAUUAAAUAAACUAAAAUUUUCAAAGUAAA